Lathyrus sativus (Indian pea) is the source of this 960-nucleotide messenger RNA. NCBI's taxonomy places the organism in Eukaryota, Viridiplantae, Streptophyta, Magnoliopsida, Fabales, Fabaceae. The record is from the annotation of a GenBank genome assembly.
AUGUCCACUUCAACAUGUUUCUCUUCCCUUCCUCCACCUUCUUUCACCAAAACCAAACCAUCUCCAAUGUGUAGCAUGAGCAAGGAUCCAGUUCGAGAGUGGAUUCUCUCUGAAGGAAAAGCUUCAAAGAUAACCAAAAUUAGUCCUAUUGGUGGUGGUUGCAUAAAUUUCGCAAACCGCUAUGACACUGAUGCUGCUUCUUUCUUUGUUAAAUCAAACAGGACUAUUGGACCAUCAAUGUUUGAGGCAGAAGCUCUUGGUUUAGGAGCUAUGUACGAAACCGGAACCAUCCGUGUGCCUAAGCCAUACAAGGUUGGACCGCUACCAACCGGUGGCUCUUUCAUCAUUAUGGAAUUCAUAGAAUUCGGGGGAUCUAGAGGCGAUCAGUCUGUUCUAGGGAGAAAGCUGGCUGAAAUGCAUAAGUCUGGAAAAUCUAGUAAAGGCUAUGGUUUCGACGUUGAGAACACGAUUGGCAGCACUCUGCAGAUAAAUACAUGGUCAUCAGAUUGGAUUCAAUUUUACGGAGAGCAUAGAUUAGGUUACCAGUUGCAGCUCGCAUUAGACCGAUAUAGUGACCGGACCAUUUUUGAAAAAGGGCAAAGACUGGUGGAAAACAUCGCACCGCUGUUUGAGAAUGUGGUGAUAGAACCAUGCUUGCUUCACGGAGAUCUCUGGAGUGGAAACAUAAGCUCUGACAAAAAUGGAGAGCCUGUCAUAUUGGAUCCAGCAUGUUAUUAUGGACACAAUGAGGCAGAAUUCGGUAUGUCUUGGUGUGCUGGAUUUGGAGGCUCAUUCUAUAAUUCUUAUUUUGAGGUAAUUCCUAAACAGCCUGGCUUUGAGAAGAGGAGAGACUUAUAUAUGCUUUAUCACUAUUUAAAUCAUUAUAAUCUCUUUGGCUCUGGAUACAGAUCAUCUGCCAUGUCUAUCAUUGAUGAUUAUCUAGCUUAUUUAAAAGCUUAG